ACGUGUUCUUUCCUUCUUUUCCUUACAGAGAGGGAGGAUUCUUCUAACGACCUCCAAGACUACUCGUACACUUUGUCUAGCCUCUGCAAGCGAUUUUCUACACUCCUCGUCUGAAUGCCAGCGUUUGCAGAAAUGUUAGUUUCACAAAGUCCUCCCGUGUACAACCACCCACUGUCCACGGACUACAAGCCUGGCGGUGGGUCACCAGGUUCGGGUGGUGGUAAUGAUGGUGGUUACUACUGCCGACCAGCUUCACUGCAACUGACCCAAACACAGACAAACGGGGGACCUCCGCCGUUCCAACGGCAGCUUACACCGCCCUGCCUCAGUCCUACCGGUGGCAAGUUGCCAAUGUCACCCCGUCGCUCCUGUCUGGUGAUACGACCUGAUGACGCCACCACGCCGGAAGAGUCCGAACCACCACAGACGGCAAUGAAAAUGAUGGCAGUGACAGAGGACGACACGGUUUCGGCAAUGUCUGCGGGACGCAACAAGAAGAAGGUUGUGUUUGCGGACGAUCACGGUGGACAGCUGACGCAGGUGCGCGUGAUGCGCGAACCCUCCUACAUGCCACCGAUCUGGAGUCUGCAGUUUUUGGCCCACGUGACACAGGGCAUGAUUAGUCCAGUACCGCAGGAACAGUGGGUCGUCGAUUUUGUACAGCCAGCCAGCGACUAUGUGCGUUUCCGGCAAAAACUGGACGACCGAAACGUAUCGCUCGAGAACGUGAUCAUUAAAGAGACGGAGCAGCUAAUCGUGGGUACGGUGAAGGUGAAAAAUCUAUCCUACCACAAAGAGGUCAUCAUCCGUUCGUCCUGUGAUAGUUGGAAAACGCAUGAAGACACUUUCUGUACCUAUAGCGUGGUUGGCAAUGGGACCGCUUCGGCUUAUCUAAUAUUUGACACCUUCUCCUUCAAGCUAACUCUUCCUCCUAAGUCCAGACGGAUUGAGUUUUGUGCCGCUUUCAAGUGCGAUGGUGUCGAGUUCUGGGACAAUAAUGAUGGUCGUAAUUACUCUCUCACCAACCGUAUCGCUCCCAGAGAGAACUCUGGUGCGUUCCUAUCGUCAUCUUCCGCCAGUGCCUUCAACAGUUCCAAUCCCGGCCGCAAUGGUAUGUCUAUGGCAUCCGAAAGCUUCUCGUCGCCGUACGUGGAUCCUGGCGCGGUACUCGAUACAUGGAGCGAUAUGAGCUUGGAAUCGCAAUCGGGCCCUUACUGCAGCACGUUUGACUGUUCGCUGAACCGUUGCACCAAUAAUCGUAACCACGUGGCACAGGAUGCUGUCGGUGUGCAUCCACAGAUGAAGCCGAUCAGCAUGAGCCUGGCGUAUCCGGAAGGCACGGAAAUGUCGCAGUGUCCGAAGGUGACGUCCGGUGGAGAACGACGGGCUAGUACGGGGGAGUUUGCUGUGAAGAAAAGCUGCAACCAUUCUGCCGGUUCCAAACCGAUCACCCCGCUUGGACGCAGCGCAAGCAACGGCAAACUGUUUUACAUUCGCGAACGGCACGAAGGUGAAGAUCUGCUCGCUAAUUUGCUUCGUUUGCGUAAGCUGAUGAUGGGUGCGAUCUCGAAUGAUGUCGUUACAAAUUAAAGAUCGCACAUAUUACAAAGCUAAUAUGCGGGAAGCAUUCGUAGAAACUCGAUCACCAGAUAUUUAACGAUAUCGUUCGUGAUCGUUAUGUCAGGAUGUUUGAUCACGAGGCAGUUUGACAAGUGUCCAAUGGGGAGAUUGGGACAUGAAUUUUCUGUAAAAUUGCAGCAUUAGCUUCAUUCCUAAAUAACCAUUUGUAUAUAAUUGAUCAAGAGAGUCCCUCUCAAAACAAUAACGAUUGAAUGAAUGAUGGUUGAUGUGUCACACUUACUGAAGAAUACUCAAAAUAGACUCAACUGUAAAGGAUCCCGAUAACGGAUCCCGAAGAACCGAUAAACGCCACGGAAUCGAUGCAAUAGAGUACAGGACCAUAGCACAACUGAUCAGCCGACAGAUACGUCGAUAGCGUUGAGAUAAGGAAGCACGUGUAAGGAAUGGAAAAGGAUAUUGCAAGAGUGAUAGUACGUUUGUAAGAGAGCGCGUGAUAAGGAGCCGGUGACCGGACGAGAUUUAUCGAAUACUGUUGGAAGGGUAGAGAUGCGUCCGGAGGUGAAAAAGAACGGAUGAUAACAAGUACUAGUAAUUUAAUAUUCAUAUUUACAUACGGAAACUAAAAGACUGAUCGUGUCCACAAAGUAAAUUUAAUCUGGAACAAUGUGUGUUAAAAUUGCGAAACGAACCAAGAAAAGGGCGCCCGUCGAUCGCAGAACGUAGAAUGUCGAAGGGAGUCAGCAGUGCCGAAGUUGGGCCAUAGAUGGAAAAAGGCAAUUACAGAAUGAAAUUAAAACAAUUCGAUACGAUAUAUGUACGACAUGUGUACCUUAUGCGAAGCACAAUAUGGGAAGCAUCCGUGGAGGAAGAACUAAGAGAACAGAGAACUUAAUGCAAGUUUUCAACACGGUGUAACAUACACACCAGAGUGGACCUAGUGAAAAGCUGUUUAGUGGCUUCGUUAAUUUAUGCACGAUUUCUUCUACAUCUAUUUGCAACAUCACUACACCCCCAUGGGCAUACAGUGCACCGUGACGCUUUACCUUUUCGUCGCAAAUGCUGAUAGGAAGGGUUGUUUGUUUUUUAAAGUUAAUUAAGUUAAUAUAUUUUCUACACGUCGCACCGGUUGAGUGUGUAGUCGUAGCUUGUAGAUUAUAACGUGAACAAAGUGAUUGUAGAAUAACCAAUUUUCUUUGUAAGGAGGGUAACAUGUUGUUAGCAGGAGGAGAAAAUAGAAAUCCCUGUUCCAGUUGAAGGAAAGAUCAAAGACAAUCGUUAUCUUAAAGAGUGAUUUCUGAGUCAAAUUAAUCAAUAACGGCACACUUUCUAACGAUGGCAAUAGCUGCAGGGUAUGUUUUAUUGAUAGACAUUGCGUUGCUGAUCCGGACCACAUGUCGUUAGCUUGUUUCAAAUUGUAUACCCAUUACUCUUAAGCUCAACUUGUCGCUACUUUGCCUUAGAAUAUAAACUGUGCUUUAUUAGAACUGUAUCGAACCAUUAUGAAUCCUAUGAUCCGACGAGAGACAAAUUGUAAGCAGAUCGUGCAAGAUCUGAUUGCAGCGAGCACUAGUAGCUCUACCUUGGAUAUAGAUUAGGUAUACUUCGCAAACAGCUAGUGUGCGAGAAGAUUGUACAUAUAUUGUGAGACACGAUCCCGUGAUCGAAGGAUGUGUUAUUUGAUCGUACAUAAUACGUCAGCAGCUUAUAAGCAAAUGAAACAAUAGUUAGUAGAUCGCAUAGAUUAUGGUACAUUGCUAACCUAUAUUUUGCCUGGACAGAUCAAUCUGGUCGCAAAUAAACUGAACAAUAAGUAAAUUUGAUUCUUAA
Messenger RNA from Anopheles funestus (African malaria mosquito), 3408 nucleotides. RefSeq names its product protein phosphatase 1 regulatory subunit 3C (gene Gbs-70E). Gene Ontology annotation, cellular component: protein phosphatase type 1 complex. The record is from RefSeq and is a predicted model, not a curated record. The transcript is spliced from 4 exons. NCBI's taxonomy places the organism in Eukaryota, Metazoa, Arthropoda, Insecta, Diptera, Culicidae. Gene Ontology annotation, biological process: regulation of glycogen biosynthetic process. Gene Ontology annotation, molecular function: glycogen binding; protein phosphatase 1 binding. Bases 115 to 1590 code for a protein of 491 amino acids.